Molecule: messenger RNA, 1919 nt
Organism: Erigeron canadensis
Lineage: Eukaryota; Viridiplantae; Streptophyta; Magnoliopsida; Asterales; Asteraceae
Product: tetrahydrocannabinolic acid synthase-like
Exons: 1
Coding region: 50-1702 (550 amino acids)
Molecular function (GO): oxidoreductase activity; FAD binding
Source: RefSeq, a predicted model, not a curated record
AAAAAGUACAUCCAUCCAUUAGUUAUUGAUCGAUCAAACUCACCAAAACAUGAAGAAGUUUCAACUAAUUAGCUUUUCUCUACUCAUAUUAAUUCCGGCUCUUUGUUUCUCUACUGUUACAUGGGGGGCUGCUUUAUCCACAAUUCUUGAUGUCACACCAGAUUCUGAAGAUUUCUUAAGCUGCCUACAAUCCAAUUAUUAUUCCAACAAUGUCACCUUUAUCUCUCAACUCGUUUUUACACCGGCUAAUUCUUCCUUCCUACCCAUUUGGGAAGCUAGAGUUAAAAACCUUAGAUUCAUUAAAUCCUCCACUUCUAAACCAUCGGUUAUUGUCACCCCUGUUGACGAAUCCCAAAUCCGAACUACUCUUUUGUGCAGCAAGAAACACGGAUACGAGAUGAGGGUCAGGUGCGGUGGCCAUGACUUAGAGGGCCUUUCGUCCACUGCUGAUGUUCCGUUUGUUAUGCUUGAUCUUACUAAUAUGAGAUCUGUAGACGUUGACGUUGCAAAUAGGACCGCAUGGGUCCAGGGUGGCGCUGUACUUGGUGAGGUCUACUAUGCUAUAUCACAGAAGACCGAUACCUUGUAUUUCCCUGCUGGUCUUUGUUCCACGGUGGGUGUUGGUGGGUACUUGAGUGGCGGCGGCUAUGGAAACCUGAUUAGAAAGUACGGUACUGGUGCUGAUAAUGUUGUGGAUGUUCGGUUCAUGGAUGUCAAUGGAAAUAUUCUUGACAGAAAGUCAAUGGGCGAAGAUUUGUUUUGGGCGAUUCGUGGUGGUGGAGCUUCAAGUUUCGGAAUCGUUCUUGCUUGGAAGCUGAGGUUGGUUCCUGUGCCAGAAUUAGUAACUAUUUUCUCUGUUAACAAAACUUUGGAAGAAGGCGCUACAGAAAUCUUGCAUAAAUUUCAAUAUGUUGUACCAAAUGGUGACAAAAAUCUAAGCAUAAGAGUUACAAUAUCUAGCGCAUAUAUAACAAACACUACCAAGAAGACUAUCAAUGUUAUGUUCAAUGGAAUAUAUCAGGGGACAAUUGACACAUUGCUUCCGUUGUUAGACGAAAGGUUUCCAGAGCUCAAUGUCACAAGAGAAAUUUGUGAAGAAGUCAGAAUGGUUCAGGCCUCCCUUGUAUUUGGAGGCUAUACAAGCAACACCUCAACCGAGAUUCUUCUAACCCGGUCUUCCAAUAUUAUUUUAAAUGGGAAAAAUAAACUAGACUAUGUACGAACACCGAUCCCCAUAACCGGACUCAAAAGGAUAUGGAGAAAGGUGUUUGAAAAUGACGGCUCAGAGGUUCUAUACAUGCACCCUUUUGGUGGAAAGAAUGAUGAGUAUUCAGAGACAGCAAUACCAUAUCCUCAUAGAGCUGGGGUUCUGUACCAGUUUCACCAGCAGGUUACUUUUAACGAUCAAAUAUCAGACACUACCCCAACAUCACUUCGGCGAAUAAAUUGGCUGAGAAGCUUCAAUGAGUAUAUAACGCCUUAUGUGUCAAAGAACCCAAGGGAGGCGUAUUCAAACUACAAUGAUCUUGAUUUGGGUGUUGGAAGUGAGACUUAUGAAGAGGCAAGUGUUUGGGGCGAGAGAUACUGGAAGAGAAGCAACUUCAAGAAGUUGAUUCGCAUCAAAGCCAUAGUUGAUCCUGAGAAUUUCUUCAAACACCCACAAAGUAUUCCGGUUUUCUCAAAAUCUCUCUCGGACGUGUAGUGAUCGAAGUGCUUUAUUUUUGCUGUGUCUAUGGCAUGAUUGUAAAAUAUGGAUAUAUAAUUACCUUUACCCCCCCUUCCCAUAGCAUGUUUAAGAAAACAAUAAGAUGUCAUUGGUUCUUCUGGCCUAUAUAUGUAGUACUCUUUAACCCAAUAAUCGAAUGUAUCAAAGUAUGCCUUUUUUUGGAACACAUAAAUAUAUUAUAUUGAAACGAAAA